GAGAGAGAGAGAGGGAGGUUCAAUCUUUUCCAGUCCCAAACAUCCGCCAUGGACGAGGUAAGCUUUCCUUACCACGAGCAUCCCUUGCAUCGUUCAGGCGGGUUUGGUCUCCUUUGCGCCGGCUGCGUUAAAGUGGCUUACUCAUCCGAUGGCUACCGCUGUUCAGAGUGCUACGGUCACCGGUUCUUCCUUCACAAGGAAUGCGCCGAAUCUCCAUUGCAGAUCACCCUCUCUUCUCAUCCCCAACAUCCUCUCCACUUCAUUGGCACUUAUCAUGAUCACGAGAAAACCUGUCAUCUUUGUGGCGAUUACAUAUCGGAGGUCAGUUAUCACUGUUUUACAUGUCACAUCUAUGUUCACAUUGGUUGUGCAAGAGAUCCACCCAUGCCCGUUAUCAAAAACCCUAUGGAUCAUCGAGGUUUCCUCACCCUCGUGACACAGAUCAUGGGAUUCACCUGUGAUGUCUGCGGAGGUGAAUCCCACAGUUAUUGCUAUAUGUGCCAUCAUUGUUACUUCUUCUGCCACAUCGGCUGUAUCUCCCUCUAUCCAGAAAUAACCCACCCUUCCCAUCCACACCCUCUUAGGUUCCUCGAGAAUGGCGAACCUCAUUACAGUGAUGGCAAGUGUGGACUUUGUGGUGAAGAGUUUGAGAAUGGACGGCUUUAUCACUGUUCAGCUUGUAAUUACAGCUUGGAUCUGACUUGUGUAAAGUACCCACCACCACUUUCUUACGUAAGCCCUAAAACCCACGAGCAUGAACUCACCCUCUUGCCUGGAAACAUGAGCUUUACUUGUGACGCUUGUGGGGAGUAUGGAUAUAGGAGUCCAUAUGCUUGUCAUCAAUGUGACAUCAAAUUCCAUCAAACUUGCUUCGAUUUACCUCUUCUCAUCAACAAUAACCGUCACGAUCACCCCAUUCAUCGCACUUAUCUUUUUGAUCGCGGGUUAGAUUUGUUCUGCGGAGUUUGUCACGGCAAGCUGGAUGGACCCAGUGAAGCAUACGUUUGUGUUUCAUGCGAUAAUUUCGCUGUUCAUUCUAUUUGUGCAACGGGCUUCCGUGUGUGGGACGGGAGAGAACUCAAAGGGAAACCCGACGAAAUGGAAGAUACCGAGCCAUUCAGAGUUGUAAAUGGCAAUUUGAUAAACCAUUUCAGUCACGAAGAACACGAACUCAGGCUCAAGAACGAUGGCAAUGUCUGCCAGGACAACAUACACUGCAGAGCUUGUGUUCGUCCUAUUGAUACGGAUCCGUUCUACAGUUGUACACAAUGCGACUUUGUCCUUCACGAAACAUGUGCCAAUCUUCCUCGUACAAAGCGACAUCCCUUGUCUACCACAAAGCUUACUCUGACAAGCAGUGAAAAUUUUCCGGAAGGUUCUUUCACUUGUGAUGCUUGUAAGCGACACUCCUCCGGUUUCGGGUACUCCUCCGGUUCUCUCUGUUUCGAUGUACAAUGCAUCUCUAUUUCCGAACCACUAAACCAUGACAGUCACCCCCAUGCAUUGUACUGCUUUUCAGUGUGCUGCCCACUGGGUCGUGAUGAGUAUUGUAAUGCUUGCGGUAAAACUUGUCACUUAGGGUUUAGAUGCAACAUCCCGGAUUGUGACUUUGCUCUAGACUACGGUUGUGCCACUUUACCCAAAAUGGUAACCAGACGCGAGUCCAAUGAUCAUCCACUCUUCCUACGUUAUGGGGGAAACGUAUCUGUUCGAUUUCAGUGUCAUGUCUGUAAGAAAAAACUAGAUCUGAAGAAAUGGUUCUACGCCAACGGCCAUUACAGCACAGCUUCACACGUCAAGUGCACGGUAGGAGAUUUCUCAGGGCUGACAGAAGGAACAAUAAUCACGCACUGUCAGUAUGAUCCUGACAGGAUUUGGGAUCCUUACAGCAUUUGGGGCUUCAAAAAUGAUGUGAUCUCGGAAUGCGAUUUCGAAGUGGUUGCCAAUGAUUCAAUCUCCGGGCCUUGCUGCCAUGUGUGUCGCUCUCGUAGCAACAUGUCCUUGAUGCUGAAGACAAGUGACGGCUCUGGUCGGUACAUCUGUUCUUAUGAUUGUCUUAGUGGGUUCCAUCCUGCUAGGGUCUAGUUUCGAACUUCUGCUUCGACUACUUCUCUUAUCAUCCGAGUGGUUAUUGUAGAUUUUGUGUGACUUGUGAUGAGUGUUUAUUGUUUAAGGUUGUGAGAACGAUUGAGAAAUUAAAAAAAAAAAUUGG
This is a messenger RNA of Tarenaya hassleriana, 2212 nucleotides long. RefSeq lists its product as uncharacterized. The transcript has a single exon. Bases 49 to 2085 code for a protein of 678 amino acids. NCBI's taxonomy places the organism in Eukaryota, Viridiplantae, Streptophyta, Magnoliopsida, Brassicales, Cleomaceae. The record is from RefSeq and is a predicted model, not a curated record.